This is a messenger RNA of Eucalyptus grandis, 907 nucleotides long. RefSeq names its product classical arabinogalactan protein 25-like. The transcript has a single exon. Lineage: Eukaryota; Viridiplantae; Streptophyta; Magnoliopsida; Myrtales; Myrtaceae. The coding region runs from base 269 to 727 and encodes 152 amino acids. The record is from RefSeq and is a predicted model, not a curated record.
AGAGAGAGAGAGAGAGAAUCAAUCCCUCCAAAUUAGCCCACACCAAACCACAGCAAAUGUCCACCCCUCCUGUCCAUCCUUUGCCUCUUUCCCCAAAACCUAGCCAACCUGUAUCCUCCCACGACAGACCAAUGGUCCCCCGCCACGUGUCGCCACGCCCCACAUCCCUUUGCUCUUGAUCAUAAUGGCUGACAGCCCCACCAGCAACACUCAGUAGCCCAAGCUCAAGCAGAAAAAGAAAGGAUCGAUACUCUCUCCAUAGCUGGCGAUGUUCAAGAAAAGGCAUCAUUUCUUGAUCAUUAGAAUGGUGUCUUCUUGGUUCGUGUCAUCGGCAAUCAUUGUGUCCUUCCUGGCCCUGCCUUCGCAAUCUCUUGCUUCCAAGCAGCUCAACUCAGCGACGCUGCCCGCCACCGCGAUCUCGUCCCCGCCGGCCCUGUCGUCGGACCCCCUCGUGCUGCCUUUCCAAGGGCUCUCGCCGGACAUCGCCCCUCUCCUGCCCUCCCCAGGUGCCGCCGUGCCGGCCUCCGGCGGGUCCUCCUCCAUCCCCACCAUCCCCUCCACUCCGAGCCCACCGAACCCGGACGAUGCCCCUCUCGGCCCGGCGGUUGCGCCGGAGGACCCGUUGAUGGCUUCCUCCGCAAUUCGCACGAAGCCGAUCGUAGCCAUGAAGGUGGUCGCAUUUUCUAUUUGGGCAGCAUCUUGGGCAAUGCAGCUUCUGAAAAUGUGAGCUUCUUUUCUUUAUUAUUUAUUUAUUUCUCUUUUCGGGUAAUUACUAGGAAAAUUAGAUUAAGAUGGGUGUGCUGGGUGCUCACCAGUUCAUUGAAAAGCCAUCACAUUCAUUACUUUCAUAAUGUAAUUUAGAUUUUAUGUACAUCUACUCCCUCUUUUGUGCAGUAAUUAGCUCCUU